UCCUGCCUGGGAUGCGGACGCCAGACGCUGUGACGGGGACCAUCCUGUUGGGUCCAUCCAUAGGAAGGAGCUUCCUGGCUUGGGGCAGCCUGGGGACCACGGAGAGAAGGGGGCGACCCCAGGCAUCAAGCAGGCAGGUGACCUCAGGCAGCGAUGGCAGAAUGCACAGAGCUGGAAUGGGCUGUCCAGGUGCUGGUGAACAACUUUGACAAGUACUCCAGCCGUCGCUGCUGCUGCAAGAAGCCGCGGCGCAUCAGCAAGAAGGAUUUCCGCAAGAUGCUGAGCUGUGAGCUCAACCACAUGCUGACGGACACCGGGAACCGUCGAGCGGCUGACAAGCUUAUCUGCGACCUGGACGAGAACAAAGACGGGCGCAUCAGCUUCGAGGAGUACUGGACCUUGAUAGGCGGCAUCGCCAGCCCCAUCGCCCAAAUCAUCCGCCAGCAGGAGCAGAGUAUCAAGCACACCAAGUAGCCGGCGGCAUCCGGACCCUCCCCGGGGCUCAGCACCCCAGGCUCAGCCCCUGCUUCUCCAUGGCUCCCCGCUUCUCGCCUCUCCUGCUGCCACACUGAUUUACACCCACCCUGAGCCCUCCCUUGUCCCGGGACACCCUGGUCUCCCACGGCUUUGCCGACCGAGCCAUGCCAGGGUGCCAUCGGGGUGGGACGACCCUGUGGGUGGGAGCUGGGGGGUGCGAGGCCAUCACAGCCUCAGGGGGUUCCUCCUUGCCCCACACCAUGUCAUCCCUGCCCUCACUCUCUCCUGCAAGCCCUGUCCUUGCCAGGCUGCUGGGCAAGAAGCAAAGGGAGAGCUUCCCCUCAUCUAGGAAAUGAGUUCUGUCUGUUCUCAGACCUCUGGGACACAGCCCCGCUGGCAGAAACCCCAUCACGACCGGGACCCCCCUUUCCCCUUGGAGCUCCCCUUCAUGUCAGGGGUCUUUUUGGGGAAAGGGUGCCUUUCCCUCUGCCCGAGCUGGUGAAGGGUUUACCUGCCUGCACUGCCUGGUGGCUCUGGUCCUUUGGGCUCAGGGAGUGGUACGGUCCCGUCCGUGGUUAUUUAUUGCAGCAAUAAAGUUUGGAGGAGCA
Falco peregrinus (peregrine falcon) is the source of this 1085-nucleotide messenger RNA. RefSeq names its product S100 calcium binding protein A16 (gene S100A16). The transcript is spliced from 3 exons. Gene Ontology annotation, molecular function: calcium ion binding. Gene Ontology annotation, cellular component: nucleus; perinuclear region of cytoplasm. NCBI's taxonomy places the organism in Eukaryota, Metazoa, Chordata, Aves, Falconiformes, Falconidae. The record is from RefSeq and is a predicted model, not a curated record. Bases 154 to 474 code for a protein of 106 amino acids.